ACUGUGAGCGAAGUUUAGUUUUAAACUUUUUUUGUUAGGUACUUUCGAUCUGUAAAAAUGUAUAUCAUAUCAAAUUUUGUGAAAGUUAUUGUACCAAACUAUUUAGCUGGACUACCUAUACCAGAUUCAUUUGGCGGGUGGUUCCGUUUAGGAGUAAAAGACUGGCUUGCUUUGAUUCCACCUACAAUUGUGAUUGGUGGCAUAAGUUAUUACUCCUAUCAAACUAUAAAGCAAGCAAGAGCCAUGGGACGAAUCAACCCAAUGAUAAGAUUACAUGAGAAGAAAGUUGUAGACUUUAUUGAAAUUGAGGACAUUGGUGAAAAAAUGUCAUUAUGCAGAUGCUGGAAGAGUAAAAAAUGGCCCCUCUGUGAUGGUGCUCAUGGCCCCCACAACCGUGCUACCGGAGACAACACUGGUCCUGUUGUAAUCCGCAGAGUCAAACCAGAGGAAAGCAAGUAAUUUUGUAUUGAUACAAGCGAGGCUUGUAUUGAUACGAAGCCUUUUAAUGCAGGGUGAAAUGUAAUGUGAUUCCUUAAUAUACAUAUAAUGUAUGUUACUAAGUAAAAAUUUGUUACCAUUUAUCAUCAUUUUAAUAGAGAUAAGGUUGCUUGUAAUUUUAUGGUCUGGUUUACUAUUUGUAAAUAUAUAGUACAAUUGCCUUUUAUAAAAGUAUUACUUGCCAAUAUUUAUUGAUAGAUAAAAAAGUUAAUGUGAAACAUUUUUAAGUAUGAAUCAAAGUAUGAUUAUGUGUGGAGGGAGGCUUGACCAAUUUCAAUUUAUUAAUGUAAGUUUUAUGUGAUAUAUUUCGGUGCAAAUAAUUACGAUGCAUUCCUACUAUACCUACUAUUUUUAUUGUUUAUUUUUAUAUUAACGCGAAUUAAAAUAAUAAUAUUUA
Messenger RNA from Cydia strobilella, 895 nucleotides. RefSeq names its product CDGSH iron-sulfur domain-containing protein 2 homolog. The transcript has 3 exons. Gene Ontology annotation, cellular component: intracellular membrane-bounded organelle; mitochondrial outer membrane. Gene Ontology annotation, molecular function: 2 iron, 2 sulfur cluster binding. The record is from RefSeq and is a predicted model, not a curated record. Gene Ontology annotation, biological process: regulation of autophagy. Lineage: Eukaryota; Metazoa; Arthropoda; Insecta; Lepidoptera; Tortricidae. Bases 58 to 459 code for a protein of 133 amino acids.